AUGGAAUAUUUUGCGAAUUCUUCUAAUGUGAGAUCAUUUGCUACACCUACACCUACUGUACGAUUUACGUACACUUUAGUAACGGGCGGGCAAACCCAAUCAGAGCCAGUACUAGAAAGAAUGAAUGCGACUGAUGUAAAUGAGUUAGUUCCUUGUCCACCUUGGAGUAACAGGGUAUCGAAAAUGGCUCAACCCAACUUGGAUUUUAUGGCUCCCGAAACUCAAUUAACUUCGAAGGGCAGCCUACUUAGUGAUAUGUUUUCAUUGGGUUUGGUAAUAUGUGCCGUCUUCAACAAUGGACGUCCGCUUAUACAAGCCGGUAAUAUAGUUUCAAAUUAUAUGAAGCAGUUGGAAACGCUGGAAGAGUCUGUGCAGAAAAUGCUGCCGCGUGUACCGUUACCACUACAGGCGGCCACCUCACGUUUGGUUAGUAAAGAUGCUACUGCCAGGCCGACGGCGCAACUGCUGCAACUGAUUAAGUACUUUAUAGAUCCCGCUGCAAAUGCACUCAAGUUCUCAGAUAUGGUAAACAUGAAUGAUAAGUGGCAAAAAUCGCAUUUUUACAAAACUACACUAAUGGAAACGCUGCCGCUGAUACCGAGGAAAUUGUGGUGGCAAAAUGUGUGGCCAAUGUUGCAGGCCGAAAUUAGCAGUGGUGAAGUGCUGGCGGCUGUCUUACAACCGACCAUUAGACUCAUACAAGAGGCAUCGCCAAGUGAAUACGAGUCGAUUAUGGCGCCGACAAUGAAAGUUAUUUUCAGUUCACCCAAAUCCAUCCAGGCUACUGUGACUUUACUGGAAAAUUUACAUCUCAUUACUGAGAAGACGGCACCUAAGGAUGUUACCACCGACAUUAUUCCAAUGCUGUUCUUUGCUUUCGAAAGCUCAAUAAUAAAAGUGCAGAGAGCUGCCGUCGUUGCAGUUACAAACGUAUUCGACAACAUUGAAGAUGUCUCUAUAAGACGUAUGGUUGUGUCAAAGGUAAAAUCGGUGUUUGAAAAAAAUCUUGCCGAUCCAAAAAUUGUGCAAAAUGUUCUCAUCUGCAUUGAAGGGCUGAUGGAUAAACUGGAGCGAGCUCAGGUUAUGAAAGAAGUCCUGCAGCUGCUUGGUGAUGUUCGCAUACCGGAUCCGGAUAUUGUGAUGCAUACAGUUCAUAUUUAUCAAAAAAUGGUUGCCGAUAAAACGUAUGGGCUGACGGUGGAAACGGUGGCGAUAGACGUGCUUCCAUUACUGAUACCGCACACCGUUAAUCCCGGCUUAAAUCUCGAACAAUAUUGCAUGCUGGUCGAGGUGCUGCAAGAGAUGCUCGAACGAAUUGACCGACAGCAACGUAACAAAUUGAAGCUUGACAAUCUGUCAAUACCAUCACCGGAACGUCAUCGUCCAUUGAGACAUCAAUACUCUUCGGAUAACAUGAAUGCACCACCAUUCAAUAUACCCAAUUUGCGAAUCGAUCAGCGAAAAACAUCCAGUGCUGAGAAUAUGCCACAGAAGAACUCUGGAGGUUCAGGCAUGCUGGGUGGUUGGUGGUUCGGUUGCUCGCUAUCAUCGCCCGAUAGUAACUUCCCGCGUGUUACUAAUGCAUUCCCCAACUGGCGUCUCUCGGAUAACACUUUGAAGAAACCGAAAACACGCAUAGCGCCAUCGUGUGCGUCCUCGCCUGGUGUAACGCCAAGCUCUGGACUGCCAACACGCCGACACUCGAGCAUUGGACCACAGGAGCGACGUGGCUCGACAAUCAAUCUGUCACCGCCUACUACGUAUGGUUUGGGUGCACGCGGUAGUUCCGGAUCGAGGUUUUCGGUACCCUCUUCGUCGGCCUAUGUUAAAUCUCCUUUAUUAUCCUCCAACAAACAGGGUGGAUCAAUGGCUAAUACAUCGAGCAGUGUACCAUUUUUAUUAUCAUCCAGCAUGCCAUCAAUCCGUUCCAGACGUACAUCUACUGUACACUCAUCGGGGCCACUGGGAUGUGGCUCUGGGAUUCUACAAAAACUUGGCAGCGGAAAGCUGUCAUGA
Anastrepha obliqua is the source of this 2016-nucleotide messenger RNA. RefSeq names its product SCY1-like protein 2. The record is from RefSeq and is a predicted model, not a curated record. Lineage: Eukaryota; Metazoa; Arthropoda; Insecta; Diptera; Tephritidae. The coding region runs from base 1 to 2016 and encodes 671 amino acids. The transcript is spliced from 15 exons.